Molecule: messenger RNA, 2094 nt
Organism: Phytomonas sp. Hart1
Lineage: Eukaryota; Euglenozoa; Kinetoplastea; Trypanosomatida; Trypanosomatidae
Source: the annotation of a GenBank genome assembly
AUGCAGGCCCACGUCCCGUUGAUUGAGAGCGGGACGAUGGGCUAUAAUGGACAGGUCCAGGCGAUUGCGAUUGGAAGCUAUGAAUGCUAUGAUUGCUAUCCACGACAGGCGGGUCGGCCGAGCUUUGCGGUCUGCACAAUCCACGCGCGACCAACUACAAUCGUACACUGUGUACACUUCGCGAAGGAACUCUAUGAGGCCUUGUUUGGCGAGAACUCCUUUUUAUGGGAGGCUCACCAUUUGUGGGAGGGAUCAGAAGUAGGGGAAGGGAAAGGAACUUCGAUGCGAGAAAACAAGGGGGAGACGAGAAGCACAACCCAGGAUGAGAGUAAACCUAAGAGUUCGACAACGCAGUUUACUGACGAAGAAAAGGGCGGUAAUUUUAGGUAUCUUCGCGAAGUUUUUUCUUGGUGGCCAUCCGUCGCCGCCAAGGUGAAUUCCCCUUUAUCAAUGCACAAGGAUCUCACUGUCAUUGAAGAUGAUGAUGCCUUGCAGCUGCACCACUUGGGUGAAAGGUUAAUAGAGCGGAUUUACCACGAUAAAGUCGAAGAGCUUCUCGAUAUGAAAUCCAACUGGCCGACUGCCCCGCCGGUUUCACUAAAAGUUGCUUUUAUUCGUUACGCCAGCGCGUUGUUUAGUGUGGAGGAUGUCAAAAAUGCUAUAAAGGCAUCCUCUUGCUCUUUUUCUGAUAACAAUACAAUGAACGAUGAAUCCCUCCCCUCUCCAAGCAUUAUUUCGCGGGAUUCUGUUUUGCCAACAACAGAUUCUAUUCGGUUGUUUAUUUCUGCCUGUGCGCGUUGUAUGUAUCGAAUAUAUUAUCGAAUGUGCAGUAGGGCUAAAGAAACCUCUUCUCUUUCUUCUACUGCUGACAACGGUGAUAAUGAGGACAUAUUUGUUGGCUUUUCGAAGAAUGACGACACUGCGGUGGAUUUUAUUGCUGCCGUUGCCAACCUUCGCGCGCAUGUUUUUCAUAUUUCAGUAGAAUCUGUCGAGGCUUUACGUACAAUCGCAGGGGCGAUCGUACCGGCAAUAGCCACAACAAAUGCGAUUGUUGCCGCAGGGGCUGUACAACAGCUUAUUAAAAUACUAAAGCAUUCUUCUAAAAAGGAAGAAAAGAAGGAAUAUUUACAGAAAGAAAAGCAAAGCUUUGGAUGCCAAAAUGUUUAUGUACGAAAAGUACCACAGAUUCGACGUUGUCGUAUGGAAGAGGAAAAAGCGCAAUAUCAAUCAUCGAUUUUGAAAAGCUACGAGGCAUUUUUCCCUUCUUCUUAUAAAAAUGUGCAUGCUAUUAAUAGCAGUUCCACUAAGCGCUAUCGUAUAGAUGACAAUGCGGGGGUGAUAAAUUCUUCAACGAGACAUUAUCUCGUCCAUACCGUGGAACCUCGUCCGCCGAAUCCACUCUGUGUAGUUUGUCAGCGGCUGGUGCCUGAGGUGCAUGUAGCUUUGGAUGUCGAGCACACUACUUUAGGGGAUUUCGUGAAGGAAAUAGUAGAGAAUAUUCUUCAGUUCGAGUGUCCAUCUGUCGCCUGCGGGACCUCUUUGAUUUACGAGGACGACGAUUAUGAGGAUUUGGCGGGUUCCCCGCUUUCUCUUUUUGCGCGUCCGAAGAUAAAGGAGUCUUUUUCUGAGAAUGAACGGGUUUUAAACGAAGGAUCCUUGCUAAGCACCCUCGCUUGUGAUGGAAUUAUGAAGGAUAUUGCUUCAGGGGGUGGGAAGGGUUGCGUAGAGGGAUACGCGCAGCUAGUGAUGUUGGUCGAUGGGAUGAACAAGGAUGUGGAAUGGCAGGUAAUUGUCGAGCAUGUCUUCCAUUCGACUGGUGAAUCGACUAACAACAUGGAAACUCCGACACCCCCUGGUUUGAGGUUUUCCUUGCAAGGCUUAGAGGAGGCUAAGGCGUGCGAGGCUGUUGCACUUUCAAGGCUCGAGGAAAAGAAGAGGGCUGAGAUCAAAGCUAAAGACGAAGAGGAUAAAGAAAAUAAACAUAUGGUUUCUGUCAAUUUCGAUCCUGAUAGCGUAGUGGAUGUGGAUUCAAGCCAAGGUAAAGACAUUGACGCCGGAAACGAUGGCUCUAUAGAUAUUGUAGAAUUGAGUUAA